UUUCCUAAAAGGUCUCAAUCAAUAUGUAAUUCUAGUUUUUCCAUCAUCCAUUCUGAUAUAUGGGGACCUAGUCGUAUCUCCUCCUUUGGUUAUAGAUAUUUUGUUACCUUUAUUGAUGAAUAUUCAAGAUGUACUUGGGUUUAUCUUAUGAAAAAUCGUUCUGAAUUGUUAGCUAUCUUUACAUCCUUUUUGAAUGAAAUCAAGAAUCAAUUUGGUCAAGUAAUCAAAAUAUUAAGAAGUGAUAAUGCCAAAGAGUAUUUUUCAUCCUCCUUUUCUGCCAUCUUGAGUUCCCAUGGUAUCUUACAUCAGUCUACUUGUCCUCAUACACCACAGCAAAAUGGUAUAGCAGAACGAAAAAAUAGACACUUGGUUGAAACUGCUCGUACCCUUUUGCUUGGUGCCCAUAUUCCUGUCCAUCACUGGGGGGAUGCCAUCUUAACUGCAUGUUAUCUUAUUAAUAGGAUGCCCUCCUCCUCUCUUGAUAAUAAAGUCCCUUUCUCCAUUUUGUUUCCUAAUGAUCCUCUCUUUCAUACAUCUCCCCGAGUGUUUGGCUGUGUAUGUUUUGUUCAUGACAUGUCUCCAGGUCUAGACAAACUCUCCGCUCGCGCUCUCAAAUGUGUCUUCUUAGGCUAUUCUCGACUUCAAAAAGGAUAUCGGUGUUACUCUCCUGAAACUAAGAAGUAUUACAUGUCUGCCAAUGUCACAUUCUUUGAACAGACUCCUUACUUCUCUCCAUCUGUUCAGGAUGUUUCUAUCCUCCAGCAGGUCCUUCCUAUUCCAAUGGUUGAGUCAAAUAGCUCCACUGUCUCUGUCAUUCCCAGUCAUGAUCACAAUCCUUUUACACCUGUUUCUCCACAUACUGAGAUCAUCCCACACAGGGCCCCAAUGGAUAGUCCACCUCCCCAAGACAAUGGUGAAUCUCCUACUUCAGAUUCUUCUCCCUCGUCACCUCCUCCCACGCCUCCUGGUGCAAAUGAUUCAGCAUGGCCUAUUGCCCUCAGAAAAGAAUGUGAAAGAAGCACUUGAUCAUCCUGGAUGGCGACAAGCUAUGAUUGCAGAAAUGCAGGCUCUUGACCACAGUAAUACUUGGGAGCUGGUGCCCCUUCCCCCAGGAAAAAAGGCGGUUGGUUGUCGAUGGGUGUAUGCAGUUAAAGUUGGCCCUGAUGGUGAAAUUGAUCGGCUCAAAGCUCGGCUUGUUGCAAAAGCCAUUCGUCACUGGCCACUUCAUCAAUUGGAUAUCAAGAAUGCCUUCCUACAUGGUGAUCUUGAGGAAGAAGUUUAUAUGGAGCAACCUCCAGGGUUUGUUGCUCAGGGGGAGUCUGGUAUGGAAAUGAUGCUGUUGGAAUAUCUCAACUAAAAGAGUACUUGUGUAGACAUUUUCAAACCAAGGAUCUUGGAAGUCUCAAAUAUUUCUUAGGCAUUGAAGUAGCGCAAUCAAAAGAUGGAGUUGUAAUCUCCCAAAGGAAGUAUGCUCUUGAUAUAUUACAAGAAACAGGCAUGAUUGAUUGUAGACCGGUAGACAGUCCCAUGGACCCAAACCAGAAAUUAAGGACAGAAGAAGGUGAAUUAUUCUCCGAUCCAGAGAGGUAUAGGAGGCUGGUUGGCAAACUGAUUUAUCUCACUAUUACAAGGCCAGAUCUAUCCUUUGCAGUUGGAGUGGUUAGUCAGUUCAUGCAGGCUCCAUGUAUUGACCAUUGGAAUGCUCUCAUUCGCAUUCUAAGGUAUGUAAAGAAGGCUCCCGGGCAAGGAUUGUUAUAUGAAGAUAAAGGAAGCAUUCAUGUCUCUGGGUAUUGUGAUGCAGAUUGGGCAGGUUCACCUAUUGAUAGACGGUCUACAACAGGAUAUUGUGUUUUUCUGGGAGGAAACAUUAUUUCAUGGAAAAGUAAGAAACAGAAUGUAGUAGCUCGAUCAACCGCGGAAGCCGAGUAUAGGGCAAUGGCAUCACUAACAUGUGAACUUAUAUGGGUGAAACAAUUCCUUCAAGAGGUUAAAUUUUGUGACAUCCAUACUAUGAAGAUGUAUUGCGACAAUCAAGCUGCUCUCCACAUUGCAUCAAAUCCAGUGUUUCACGAGAGGACUAAACAUAUAGAAAUUGAUUGUCAUUUUGUUCGUGAAAAGUUGUUGACCAAAGAAAUAUGUACUGAGUUUAUUGGGUCAAACGAUCAACUCGCAGAUGUAUUGACCAAGUCAUUAAGGGGUCCUCGGAUUGAGUUUAUUUGUUCCAAGCUUGGUACAUACAAUUUGUAUGCUCCAGCUUGAGGGGGAGUGUUAGGAUAUUUAUCCUAUUUUAUCAUCAUUAUAGUGUGUCAAGGGUUACCCUAUUUAUCAUGAUUAUAUUAUGUCUAGGAUUACCCUAUUUAUCAUGAUUAUAUUGUGUCUAGGGUUACCCUAUUUAUCAUGUAUUUGUGUAUCAAUUUAUUCUUAUAAAUAGAAGAUUGUGAGAGGGAUCAAUCAAGCCCUCUAGAAUUA
Vigna angularis (adzuki bean) is the source of this 2469-nucleotide messenger RNA. RefSeq lists its product as uncharacterized. Lineage: Eukaryota; Viridiplantae; Streptophyta; Magnoliopsida; Fabales; Fabaceae. Bases 698 to 1357 code for a protein of 219 amino acids. The transcript has 4 exons. The record is from RefSeq and is a predicted model, not a curated record.